AUGUCUCGCCGUUACGAUUCCCGAACAACCAUCUUCUCACCAGAGGGCCGUCUGUACCAGGUCGAAUAUGCUCUAGAAGCCAUCUCACACGCAGGUACAGCCAUUGGCAUCCUAGCAAAGGAUGGUAUCGUUUUAGCUGCCGAGCGAAAGGUCACCUCGAAGCUGUUGGAGCAAGACACCUCCGCCGAGAAGCUCUACAUCUUGAAUGAGUGCGCAAGCCUUCCAUUCAACAUGAUUUGCGCCGUCGCUGGCAUGACCGCCGAUGCCAACAUCCUUAUCAACUACGCCCGACAAGCCGCUCAGCGAUACCUCCUAACUUACAACGAAGACAUUCCUUGCGAACAGCUUGUGCGUCGACUUUGCGAUCUUAAGCAGGGAUACACCCAACACGGUGGUCUACGACCCUUCGGUGUGUCUUUCAUCUACGCCGGUUGGGAUCCUCGUAGACAAUUCCAGCUCUAUCUCAGCAACCCCUCUGGCAACUACGGUGGCUGGAAGGCUACAAGUGCGGGUGCCAACAACGCAAGCGCACAGAGUCUCCUCAAGCAGGAUUACAAGGAAGACUGCACUCUGAAGGAGGCUUGCGGCAUGGCGGUCAAGGUUCUCAGCAAGACGAUGGAUUCUACCAAGCUGAGCAGCGAGAAGAUUGAAUUCGCGACAGUAGGACAGACUGAGGACGGCAAGAUCUACCACCGCCUCUGGAGUGCUGACGAAAUUACGGCGUUGUUGAAGGAGCAUGACCUGGCGAAGAACGAGGAGACAGAGGAAAAGUAA
Fusarium mangiferae is the source of this 774-nucleotide messenger RNA. Its product is annotated as putative PRE9-20S proteasome subunit Y13 (alpha3). The transcript is spliced from 4 exons. The record is from RefSeq and is a predicted model, not a curated record. Gene Ontology annotation, cellular component: proteasome core complex, alpha-subunit complex; cytosol; nucleus. The coding region runs from base 1 to 774 and encodes 257 amino acids. Gene Ontology annotation, biological process: ubiquitin-dependent protein catabolic process. NCBI's taxonomy places the organism in Eukaryota, Fungi, Ascomycota, Sordariomycetes, Hypocreales, Nectriaceae.